CCAAGUACAACCGACCAAUCAUCACACAGAGAGACACACCGAUGACCAAUCCUCAACCAGAUCGAUUGACGCACUCACCCAUAGGGUGGAGUUGAGACGGUGGGCGUGGCACUAGCUGCUCGCUUCUGAUUCGUCCGCUGGUGACGACACUGAAGGCGUUUCGCUUGUUUUGAAAUUGGAAGUCUGCAGCGCUUCUGUGCAGUCGAGCGUCCGCUAAAGACAUACAAACUGUUGCAUACCUCCGCGCGCGCAUGAAGACACGGCGGGAAAGCGCCUUCUCCAGGAUCUCCAACUGUGUUUGACAGAUCUGAUGCGUGGGAGGAAUAUGGAUGUUAUUCCAAUGUGUAGUAUUUUCCAGGAGCUGCAGAGUGUUCUUGACACGGGAUACCUGUCUGCAUUACCAUCUCUAGAAGAGUACUGGCAACAGACUUGUCUGGAGCUUGAGCGCUAUCUGCAGAAAGAGCCCUAUGUCUCUGCAGCUGAUCUGAGAUCAGUAUACCAGUCUGACAACCUUUGGAAUCAGAUUCUGCGUUGCUGUGGGACUGAACCGAGCUCGUCCCUGCCGGAAGCUUCCAUCCCCAAGCAGGACGGGAUCGCUACGGCUUCCCAUUUGUCAUUCAGCACUGCAUCAGCUGAUGUGCACACACACACACUGGAUCACAGCGUAUCUGAGCAGCAGCAUGUAAGACCCUCCUCGCCCUCACUCCCUCUCAUGAAGGAUAAAGAAGAUGCAGAAGGGGUGAGAGGGGAUGAGGGCAAUAGUGUGGGGUCACUUGAAGGACGAAGGAGAGCUCAUCGCUGUUACUUCAACGGCUGCAGGAAGGUGUACACCAAGAGCUCUCAUCUGAAAGCACAUCAACGCACACACACCGGUGAGAAACCAUACAGAUGUUCGUGGGAUGGCUGUGUGUGGCGCUUCGCUCGAAGUGAUGAACUGACGAGGCACUUCAGAAAACACACCGGAGCCAAACCUUUCAAAUGCAGCCACUGUGACAGGUGUUUCUCUCGUUCUGAUCAUCUGGCCUUGCACAUGAAGCGACACAUCUGAACGCAAAUCCCAAAGACCUGUCACAGCUGGUUUUCUAUGUAUUCGCUGAGUGUCAGUGUUGCAGAUUUUGCACCCUCUUGUUAAAGAUAUAAUUUUAGCAGAACAUGGAUAUUAGCUUUUUUUUUUUGUCCUAUGCUUAUGACUUAUUCAAUUCAAGUUAAAGCAUAGCUAUAAAGGCACUGAAAAGGCAGAAAGUCUGGUACGGAAUGUAAAUUAACAUAUUAACAGACUUUUGCAAAUUGCAGUGACUAUGUAUGUCAAAAUCAAAAAUAAUAUUUUGCUAACGUGUUUAUAUCCAGAGCAGCUAAGUGUCCAUGUACCUUUAUAAAAAAUACAUAUUUGCGCUAGAAGUGUUUAUUACAAUCUCAGAUUUACUAAUAUGUUCCUAUAAUAUACUAAUAUGUAGCAUUUAGGAGUGAAUAAAGUACAAAUGACCUGCUUUAUCCAGCAGUUACAGGUACAUUAGUCAAACUAAUAUUACUUGUUCUGUAAACCAAUAAAUUUAACAUUAGUGCCUUAAAAUGGUUCUCUUAAAGUCAAUUAUAAGCUAUUCAUUAGUAAUCACUUUGGCCACUUAAAGUUCAGGUUUGAUGAUCAGUUUUUUCAGAAGGACUGGAAUGACUGAAUUGUGCAAUUGAAUGAUUGUUACCCAAAGAGAGGAGCUGGAUUUGCUGCUGUGUAGUAUGCUAUAAUUUUAUGAUUUUGAAACUUGCAUCAUGAUAUUUCACUGCUUUACCGAGCACAAACUGACAUCAUGUUGGCUCAGAUGAAGCUCUAGCAUUUGUUGUCCAGAUGUUUUAAGCCCUGCAAAUGUUACAGAGACAAGGAUGUUCACUCAUUGAUUGAUUAUAUGAAAGCUGUUGAUGUCUUACUGGAAGUUGCAGUAUCUUAAGGGGAAUUUUAAAAUGCACUCCAAUAUUAUCAUAUUAUUAUAUUAUUAUUAUAUUACAUUAGUUUCAUGCAAAAAAAAAAAGUAAAUUUAAUUCUACCUGUACACCAUGGUAAUUUUUAAUCAUUCAAAUCUUUGUCUAAAGGGACUGAUGUAAAUGUUUUUUUUUAAUCAUUUUCUUUGUUAAAAGCAGAUUUCUAUGUAAAGCAAAUAUAUUGUAAGAUUUUUAUUAUUUUUGUGAAUACAUUUUAUACGACAAGAAUAAUGAAUGAUUUUUUAUAAAACUCUGUUAUGUGGUUUCAUCAUUUUGUGCACAAAAUUACACAUUAGAGAGUAGAGUGAGAUCCUGUAUCAGAAAAAAGACUGUUUAAACUGCAAACAGACUCUUCUGGAACAUUGUGUGGUCAAAAAUAUGGUGCACUGUGUUCAGUGUUAGAACAAAUGUUCAAUACUUCAAGUUCAUGGCAUUGUUUUAUAGACUUUUACCUCUACACUUAAAACAGACAUCAGUGAGAUGAAUGACAUGUUCUACAGACCCACCUUCACUAAAAUACUGCAGAAUAAAACUUCAAACAAACCCAAUUUAAAAAGAUAUUUUAAAAUAGAAAUUCUGAUUUAAACAGGAUCAGUAGAUUUCAGUUCUGGAAAGAACAAAUAAUGUGUUAUAAGUCAUACAGUAAGCUAUAACAUAAAUUCUCAUUUAUUAAGAUAAUGCUAAAUUCAUCACAAAUCUGCAAUAAUAAAAUAAUAUAAAAACAUUUUAAAUGUUAAAUGGAUUUCCAACAUGUAAUAAAAAUAUAUAUUAUUUUACUGUGGUAGCAAUGAUUGUUCGGAAUAGGGGAGUAAUCCAUGAUCAUUCUUUAUAAGGGCAAACUCCCUCCAGAAAUCUCUUUAUCUGUUUAUAUUUCUUACAUAUAUAUUUAACCUUACUGGGUACUCCCUGUAUGCCUUUGCCUUUGACAAACUUGACCUUUGUGUCAAUUUACUGACCUCUUCUACUCUUUCUACUGACACCUGUCGGUCAUUUUAAAAAGUGCUCGGUAAAGUGGUCAAAUAUUAAUAAACCUGCAUCCUGCAUUUCUUAAUCCUUUGUUUUAAAAGUAUGUAUAUUUUUCCAUACAAUAUUAUUAAAGUGUAACAUUUAUUUUA
Molecule: messenger RNA, 3086 nt
Organism: Carassius gibelio (silver crucian carp)
Lineage: Eukaryota; Metazoa; Chordata; Actinopteri; Cypriniformes; Cyprinidae
Product: Krueppel-like factor 6
Exons: 4
Coding region: 311-1048 (245 amino acids)
Biological process (GO): regulation of transcription by RNA polymerase II
Molecular function (GO): RNA polymerase II cis-regulatory region sequence-specific DNA binding; DNA-binding transcription factor activity, RNA polymerase II-specific
Source: RefSeq, a predicted model, not a curated record